AAAUACAAGAUAUCUUUAAGUGGAAGAAAGAAGAAGAAUUUGGAGUUUUGUGUAGAAGAAAUUAAAAGCAAGAAAUGGGGAAUGACCAAUUACAAGUAUUAAAUGCACUUGACGUAGCUAAAACACAAUGGUAUCACUUUACAGCAAUCAUCAUCGCUGGAAUGGGAUUCUUCACUGAUGCAUAUGAUCUAUUUUGUAUUUCUCUUGUAACCAAAUUACUUGGAAGAAUAUAUUAUCAUGUUGAUGGUGCAUUAAAGCCAGGGACAUUGCCUCCAAAUGUUGCUGCUGCUGUUAAUGGCGUGGCAUUUGUUGGAACAUUAGCCGGACAACUCUUCUUUGGUUGGUUGGGUGACAAAAUGGGAAGAAAAAGGGUUUAUGGCAUGACUCUAAUGCUAAUGGUUAUAUGUUCUAUAGGCUCAGGACUUUCUUUUGGCCACAAUUCUCAUUCUGUCAUGACUACGCUUUGCUUCUUUCGAUUCUGGCUCGGUUUCGGUAUUGGUGGUGAUUAUCCUCUUUCGGCAACGAUCAUGUCGGAGUAUUCUAAUAAGAAGACCCGUGGUGCAUUCGUUGCUGCAGUUUUUGCUAUGCAGGGGUUUGGAAUUUUGGGUGGAGGUAUGUUUGCUAUUAUCAUAUCUUUGGGAUUUAAGGCUAAGUUUGAUGCUCCACCUUACGAAGUUGAUCCAAUUAAAUCAACUGUGCCACAAGCUGAUUUUAUUUGGAGGAUAGUUCUAAUGGUUGGAGCUCUUCCUGCUGCUCUUACUUACUAUUGGAGAAUGAAAAUGCCUGAAACAGCACGAUACACGGCUCUUGUCGCGAAAGAUACAACUCAAGCUGCAUCAGAUAUGUCUAAAGUUUUGCAAAUGGAGAUUGAGGCAGAAGCACAAAAGCCUGCUGCUCAAACUCCAAAGGAAAAUGCGAGCCCAAGUGCAUAUGGCUUGUUCUCUAAAGAGUUUUUGCAUCGCCAUGGAACUCAUUUACUUGGAACUACAAGUACUUGGUUUUUACUUGAUAUUGCAUUCUACAGUCAAAACUUGUUUCAAAAAGAUAUCUUUAGUGCAAUUGGAUGGAUUCCUCCAGCAGCCACUAUGAAUGCAAUUGAAGAAGUUUUUAGAAUAGCCAGAGCUCAAACACUCAUUGCUCUCUGUAGUACUGUCCCUGGCUAUUGGUUCACAGUGGCUUUCAUUGACAAAAUGGGAAGAUUUGCCAUUCAACUCAUGGGAUUCUUCUUCAUGACCGUCUUCAUGUUUGCUUUAGCCAUUCCCUACCAUCAUUGGACUCUAAAAGACAACCGAAUUGGCUUCGUGGUCCUCUACUCACUAACGUUCUUCUUUGCAAAUUUUGGACCGAAUGCAACAACUUUCGUCGUCCCAGCUGAAAUCUUUCCAGCACGAUUUCGUUCUACUUGUCACGGUAUAUCAUCGGCAUCCGGGAAGCUUGGAGCUAUGGUGGGUGCAUUUGGCUUUCUAUAUUUGGCUCAAAACCCGGACAAGAACAAAACAGAUGCAGGAUAUCCUCCUGGCAUUGGUGUCAAGAACUCGCUUCUAUUGUUGGGUGGACUUAACUUUUUGGGAAUUUUGUUUACUUUUCUUGUGCCUGAAGCUAAGGGAAAAUCAUUGGAAGAAAUGUCCGGUGAGAAUGAAGAUGGAACCAUUGGGGAAAUGGGGGGUCAAACAUCUUCUAGUGCUACAGUUUCACAUGUUUAAAGGUUCAAUAUAUGAAAUUAUGGUUAGAAUAAAGUUUUAUCAACGUACGUUAGAAUCGGAAGUCUAGGAAGUUGGAGCAAAGAGUGAAGUUCUGAAGUCCGGAAAGUAAACUUCUAGAACCUAUGGCUUAAAGAAGUUAAAACAAAUAAGAAGCGGUGUUUGCAUGUAUCAUUAAUUUACAUGUUAAUGUAUUCUAAUGGAUGAACUCGUUUG
Messenger RNA from Cucumis melo (muskmelon), 1916 nucleotides. Its product is annotated as inorganic phosphate transporter 1-4. Gene Ontology annotation, biological process: transmembrane transport; phosphate ion transport. Gene Ontology annotation, molecular function: phosphate transmembrane transporter activity. Bases 75 to 1703 code for a protein of 542 amino acids. Gene Ontology annotation, cellular component: membrane. Lineage: Eukaryota; Viridiplantae; Streptophyta; Magnoliopsida; Cucurbitales; Cucurbitaceae. The transcript has a single exon. The record is from RefSeq and is a predicted model, not a curated record.